Molecule: messenger RNA, 1017 nt
Organism: Cololabis saira (Pacific saury)
Lineage: Eukaryota; Metazoa; Chordata; Actinopteri; Beloniformes; Belonidae
Gene: id1
Product: inhibitor of DNA binding 1, HLH protein
Exons: 2
Coding region: 138-524 (128 amino acids)
Biological process (GO): circadian regulation of gene expression; cell differentiation; negative regulation of transcription by RNA polymerase II
Cellular component (GO): cytoplasm; nucleus
Molecular function (GO): protein dimerization activity; transcription regulator activity
Source: RefSeq, a predicted model, not a curated record
UCUCCCCAUGUGGCUGUUGCAAAGUGACAACAUUGACGUACCAACUGCUUCUGCCUCCUGAAGUGUUUUUCUGCUGCAGACCUUUUUUUCCUUCAACUGUUUGUGGAAGUUUACGCCUCCUCCUGAACCCGAACGAGAUGAAAGUUGUUGGAUCUACCUGCGCCCUGAAGAUGAAAGUCGGAGAGAUCGGUCUGUCCGAGCAGAGCCUGGCCAUCUCCAAGUGCAAGAUCCCGCUCCUGGACGAGCAGAUGAGCGUGUUCCUGCAGGACAUGAACAGCUGCUACAGCAAGCUGAAGGAGCUGGUGCCCACGCUGCCCACGAACAAGAAGGCCAGCAAGGUGGAGAUCCUGCAGCACGUCAUCGACUACAUCUGGGACCUGCAGGUCGAGCUGGACGAGCCGGAGAAGAGCCGCCAGCUCUCCGCGGGCCAAGUCCCCCGCAAUCCGCUCACCACGCUCAACGCAGAGCUGGCCAGCAUCGCAGUGGAGAACGCCUGCUCGGACGACAGGAUCAUGUGCCGCUAGGAGCGUCAUCCCCACGGCGAGCGAGGCGACUCCGAUGUGACGCCUGGACCACAUCACCAUCUCCAGCCUUGAACUGUGAAUGGACGUUUUUGAAAUUUCCAGUGCUAGAGAAACAUGUUGCGUGCGUCGGCACCACCCUGGCAGGACGGUCUCUGUCCUCCCCCCGGGCUCCCCGGAGCGGAGAGGCCCGGAGAGCCGCGGCAGAGACCCGGUGGUGUCCAUGUAGACCGGGUUAGUCGGGACCAAGGCGGGCUCAGAGCUGCCAGCACCGCUGGCUCUUCCUAGGCUUUCUAGAGCAACUGUCUGUUACUGCUCUUUGUAUCUUGUGUAAAAACAUGUGUAGAGAAUUCAACAUUUUGUAAAACCCUAAUUUCUCAGAUUCCUGAGUGACAAACUGUAUUGUAUAUUACAAUGCCAUAGUAUGUGAAGAUAUUGUUUUCUUACAAUGUACCUUAUCUGUGUUUUUAUUAAAACAAGACGACUAUUUUUAAAA